This is a messenger RNA of Pygocentrus nattereri (red-bellied piranha), 6686 nucleotides long. It is a transcript of the gene sema5a, whose product is annotated as sema domain, seven thrombospondin repeats (type 1 and type 1-like), transmembrane domain (TM) and short cytoplasmic domain, (semaphorin) 5A. The transcript is spliced from 23 exons. Gene Ontology annotation, molecular function: semaphorin receptor binding; chemorepellent activity. Bases 238 to 3435 code for a protein of 1065 amino acids. Lineage: Eukaryota; Metazoa; Chordata; Actinopteri; Characiformes; Serrasalmidae. Gene Ontology annotation, biological process: neural crest cell migration; axon guidance; negative regulation of axon extension involved in axon guidance. The record is from RefSeq and is a predicted model, not a curated record.
CCACAUCUGCGUCCACACUCACGCGCACUCACUCACUCCUCUCGCGCUCUCAGUGGGAUCGCACGCGCUCAGUGGGAUUUUACUCUCUCUAUCUCUGUCCCUCUCUCUGUCUCGCUCUCUCUCUCUCCUGAUGAACAGGAAUACUCGCACACUUUCUCCGCUGUUGGUGGCAGAUGCCCAGCGCCCCGCUCUCUCUCCCUGGCCCCGUCAGUAGUUUGCUGAGUCCAGUGGAGGCUCAUGGCUCUGCCCCCGGCCCACCGCCUGCUCCUCCUGCUGCUGCUGCCCACAGCAGUGAACUGUGGGGCGGGCACAGGGUCUCCAGAGUCGCCCUGCCAAAAAACCGAGCAUCCACUCAUCUCGCACGCAGAGAUUGAGCCAUGGAUCCGCCGUUUCAGAGCAGAGGGCACGGUGGAUUAUUCGCAGCUGACCUUUGAUCCCGGGCAGAACGAGCUGAUUGUGGGUGCAAGAAAUCAUCUCUUCCGGCUGCAUCUGGAGGACCUCUCACUGAUCCAGGAGGCAGAAUGGCACUGUGAUGAGUUCACCAAAGGAGCCUGCUUCAGUCGAGGGAAAUCAGAGGAAGAAUGCCAGAAUUAUAUCCGUGUCCUGCUAGUGAAUGGAGACAGACUUUUCACCUGUGGCACUAAUGCCUUCACUCCUAUCUGCACCAAUCGCACAUUGACUAAUCUUACAGAGAUCCAUGAUCAGAUCAGUGGGAUGGCACGCUGCCCCUAUAACCCGCUCCAUAACUCCACCGCGCUCAUCACCUCCAGUGGAGAGCUGUACGCCGCUACUGCUAUGGAUUUCUCUGGCAGGGAUCCCGCCAUUUACCGCAGUCUGGGGGGUCUGCCCCCACUCCGCACGGCCCAGUACAACUCCAAAUGGCUUAACGAGCCAAACUUUGUGUCCUCCUAUGACAUUGGAAACUUCACCUAUUUCUUCUUCCGGGAGAACGCGGUGGAGCAUGACUGCGGCAGGACAGUGUUUUCACGUGCCGCUCGAGUGUGUAAGAAUGACAUUGGUGGCCGUUUUCUGCUGGAGGACACCUGGACCACCUUCAUGAAGGCCAGGCUGAACUGCUCUCGGCCAGGAGAAAUCCCCUUCACCUAUAACGAGCUGCAGGGCACCUUCUUCCUGCCUGAACUGGAGCUGCUCUACGGCAUUUUCACCACUAAUGUAAACAGCAUCGCUGCCUCAGCAGUGUGUGCCUUCAACCUGAGCGCCAUCACCCAGGUGUUCAGCGGCCCUUUUAAAUAUCAGGAGAACUCUCGCUCCGCCUGGCUGCCUUAUCCCAACCCCAACCCCGACUUUCAGUGUGGUACCAUAGAUUAUGGCUCCUAUGUGAACCUGACAGAGAGGAACCUGCAAGAUGCUCAGAAGUUCAUUCUGAUGCACGAGGUGAUCCAGCCCAUCGUUCCUGUGCCAUACUUCAUGGAGGAUAAUGUGCGUUUCUCUCACGUGGCUGUGGAUGUGGUUCAGGGCAAAGACAUGCUCUACCACAUCAUCUACCUGGCCACCGAUUACGGCACCAUUAAGAAAGUGCUCUCUCCGCUGAAUCAGACCACAGGCAGCUGUCUGCUUGAUGAGAUCGAGCUUUUCCCCCCCAGGAGACGGCAGCCCAUCCUCAGCCUGUUAAUCCUGCACAGCCGCAGCGAGCUGUUUGUGGGCGUCAGGGACCAGGUCAUCAAAAUACCCCUAAUUCGCUGCAAUUUCCACAAGACCCGAGAGGCUUGUGUAGGAGCGAGAGAUCCAUACUGUGGUUGGGAUUUGGUGCUGAAGAAAUGUACUAUGCUGGAGGAGAGUGUGAGCAUGAGCCAGUGGGAGCAGAGCAUCACUCAGUGUCCAGUCAGAAACGUGACUGUGGAUGGUCAUUUUGGUCCUUGGUCCAGCUGGAGGUCAUGUAGCCAUAGUGAUGGAGGAAGUGUUGGGUCAUGCCAGUGUCGGACACGAGCGUGCAACAACCCAAGUCCACAGUGUGGAGGGCAGCAGUGCCAGGGUACCAGCGUGGAAGUGGCCAACUGCUCCAGGAAUGGAGCGUGGACUCCAUGGACAGCUUGGGCUCCCUGCAGCACCAGCUGUGGCAUCGGCUUCCAGGUCCGUCAGCGCUCCUGCAGUAACCCCACCCCACGACAUGGGGGAAGAGUGUGUGUGGGACAGAACCGGGAGGAAAGAUAUUGUAAUGAGCAUCUGCCUUGCCCCCCACAUAUCUACUGGUCAGCCUGGUCACCGUGGGAGCGUUGCACCGUGCCAUGUGGUGGUGGCAUCCAGUCCCGGCGUCGAACCUGCGAAAACGGGAACGAAUGUCCUGGAUGCAGUGUGGAAUACCAGUCUUGUAACACUCUGCCCUGUCCGGAUCUGAAGAAAACGACCCCUUGGACGCCCUGGACGCCUGUGAAUAUCUCAGAUAAUGGUGGUCACUACGAACAGCGAUUCCGCUAUACCUGUAAGGCGCGCGUGGCUGAGCCGGGGCUGCUGGAGGUGGGCAGGCAGAGGAUAGAGAUGCGCUACUGUUCCAGUGACGGGUCAACUGGCUGUUCUACUGACGGUGACCUGCUGCGGUCAGGCCGGAUCACUGGACUGACAGUUAAUGGUGGCUGGUCAGCCUGGAGCUCCUGGAGCCAGUGCAGCCGAGACUGCAGUUCAGGCAUCCGGAGCCGAAAGAGAACCUGCACCAACCCCAAACCCAAAUAUGGUGGGACAUCCUGUCUGGGACCUGCCCAGGAGUACCAGGAGUGCAAUACAACACCCUGCCCAGUGGAUGGUAGUUGGUCCUGCUGGUCACCUUGGUCCAAAUGUUCAGUGACGUGUGGAGGGGGUCAUUACAUUCGGACCCGGACCUGCAGUAACCCCCCGCCAGCCUAUGGAGGGGACAUCUGCCUUGGCCUGCAUACUGAGGAGGCCCUGUGUAACACGCAGCCCUGUCCAGAGAGCUGGUCAGACUGGUCUGAGUGGUCCCACUGUGACUCCUCGGGUGUUCAGGUGCGCCUCCGUCACUGUGAUGUUCUCUUCCCCACUGGCAACCAGUGUGCAGGAAACAGCAGCGAGAGCCGCGCCUGCCUCAUCGAAUCCAACUACAUCCCAGAGAUUUCUGUUGCGCAUUCCAGUCAUGAGGACAGACAGUGUGGGGAUUUUAACGUUUUCCACAUGAUCGCUGUGGGUUUAAGCAGCUCUAUACUGGGUUGUCUGGUCACUUUACUGGUCUACACCUACUGCCAGAGGUACCAGCAGCAGUCACAUGAUGCAACAGUCAUCCACCCCAUCUCCGCUGCCCCGCUUAAUACCAGCAUCACCAACCACAUCAACAAACUGGACAAAUAUGAUUCGGUGGAGGCCAUUAAGCCCGAUGUUUCCGUACUGUUGCCUUUGGAUGACCACAGCAUGCGCCAGCCUUUGUCCACUAACACUGGCGUGGCCCGCGGCCUGGAGAUUUUCUACUAACUCUCCAACAGCACAUGCCCUCUCCUCUCCUCUUGUGAAUCCCGUCUCCGCCCCCCCGUCACCCUCGUGCUUUUAAUAAGAAUAACUUGAUCCUGGAGGAAAGAAAUAAAUACUUUAACCCUCAGCUUGCUGGAAAAACAUACACCAAUGCCUACUUCACAGACGUCAACACCUACGAUGACUAUUAAAGCUGGGUUUUUAAGGCCAGUGCUCCUUAAUUUCGCAGAUUCCACACUGCGAGUAAAACAUGCAGUCUAAUUUUUACUUUUUUUGUUUUUUGCUUUGUGAUUUGCUAUUUGACGUUUUUUGUGGGACCAUUUCAACAUCACCUGUCAAAACUCCCACUGAACCAUCUUCAAGCUAACGAGGACUUUUGCUCUUCUGGAUGUUAUACUACAAAAAAAACCCAAUUCUGAAAACUCUUGCACACGAAGAGCAACAAAAAUGACAUCUCCAAGGCUGGAGAAAUGUUUUAAAAACUUUUUAAAGAAGGCGAUUUGAUCCCUAUGUGACUCCUGUGAACUCUCUGGGAAAAUCCCUGACGUUUGGGGAGAAACACUGGCGCUUUUAUUUUUUUGCAUGAUAUUCACCCAUUGUGUUUUUUCUUCAUUGUUGCUUCAUUCUUUCGCAUGAUUGUUUUUGCAUUUCUGGACAGUUUUGUCUGCUUUGCUGAGUCAGCAUCUUCCUGAGGUCCUGCAUAAGUGCCCAGAAUACGCUCACUAGCCACUUUAUCCGAAAGCCUCACCUUCUAUUUCACUUACUGGCCUCUUUACGAACAGCUAACUUAUAGGUAAUACCUACCUACAUAAGUGUACAGUUACAGAGUCCAGCCCAUCUGCACAAUUCAUCGGCUCCUCUCCUCAUCUUAUUGCCCAAUCAUCAAGGGUCAGUUUCUGACCACAGGACCACCUCUGACCAGAUAUUAUUCGGGUGGAUGUCCAUUCGCAGCACAGCAGUGGCAUUGACAUAGUGUGGUGCUAGUGUUAGUGUGUCAGACACAGUAGUGUUCCAAAAGUUUGGGUGCCCCUGGUCAAAUUUUUUUGUUGAUUAUGUAGAUGAAAAUAAAUUACCACAUAUCAUCUACAGACAAUACACUUCUGCACAUUUUAAUGCACGAUUACAAUUUAAUUGCUGAAUUUAACACAUUGGAAAUUAAACAUAAAAUGUUGCCUGUGCAAAAGAUAUGGCACUUUUUUUAUUUAAUAUUUUUUUACCUAUUUUCAGUUAGAAAAUCAACAAAAUAUGUGAUUUUACCAGGGCUGUGCAAACUUUUGCAUAUACCUGUAUAUUAGUAAUCUAGAAAUCAUAUAUUUUGAGGAAUAAUCAAGUGUUAAGAAAAUAAGAAAACUGGAUUCUAGUGAACAAUAACAGUAUUAACUAUGCAUAGCCUUACAGCUAUUCUAUAAUAUCAUUUGUAUAAAUGUAUAUUAGUUGGUGUGUCCAUCAGGCUCUUCAUCUGAAGAAAUUGUAUUAUCAUCAUUCAAACUGCCAACUUAUCAUUUUACUAGAUAAUUAUUUCUUAUUUACUCAAGUAGCUAUGACUAGACUACAGGUUCAUGGCGUCUCAUAGCAUAUUCAGCUUAUUAAUUCUUAAGAAAUCUUUCAGCAUCCUCAUGCGUGUGAAAGCAUUUUUGUGAGGAACUGCCAAUCAUGUGAAACAUGAGUCAAGCAAACAAGGAAAAAAUAUUAUGUAAAUCUGCAGAAUGUAAAGCAUUCAUAACAGUAAAAUGCUGAACUGUCCCCAUUGUCUCCAUGCUAGUGCUAAAUUGAGUAAUAGUUGCUUUAUAUUCUUCACAUUUAUGUAAUAUGAUUUGUUUCUUCUGUCAAAAAGCGAUAUUUUUCAUCCAACUGACACCACAAAUAUCAUGAAAAAAAAGGAACCAGAGGGGUCCACCUCUGUCAGAAGGUUGUCCUUUACUGAUCAGAAGCUCAGCCAUAAUUAAUCAGGAGCUCAACCUGGAUUGUUUAGAAGCAUGACCUUGAUUGGGCAGAAGGUCAGCACUGGUUAGAAGCUCAACCCUGAUUGGCCAGAAGCACCUCCUGAAAAGUCAGAAGCUUGAACUUGACUGGUCCAAGAGCUGAUCUGAAAACCUGAACUUAACCAGCCCUGGAGCAGUCCUAGUUGCCAUAGUAUUGUAAAAACCAAUCUGCCAUCAUGAAACAGAAAAUCCAGGGUUACUUCAAGCUAAGCCUAAAAUAGACUGGAUAAGCAAGAAUUCCUGCUUCAUUAGACAGACCCCAAAACUUUCAAGCUCCAGUUUGUAAAGUUUGUAAAAAUGAACAUGAAUGUUUUGUUUCAACAGACAGUGGAAUUUAAAAUAAGUCAAAUAAGUGACUAAAAAGGUACAUUUGAAUAAUUUUACAUCAUGUGACUAAGUUUAAUCAAGCAAUUGUGACAGCCAUAGUGUCAUUGCUAGUUGAGAGUGGUCCACCACCCACAAAUAUCCAGCCAAGAGAAGCUCUGUGGUCUGAAGCUGACCACUGAUAAUGGGUUAGAGAACGGCUAACACAGACUGUUAGUCAAUAAAUGAGCUACAGGCUGUAACUGUAUAUCAGCAAGGUAGGGUCUCUGAUAAAGUGGCCGGGGACUGAAUUCACUCAUCAAAAAAAGCUAAAAAAGGAAAAAUGUUGGGGCACGUCAGACAAAGUCCAGACAAUCAAGAUGUAGAUACUUUGGUGUCUGGCAAAUGUGUUCAAAUGUGUCUCUUUCAGGCUUUCAUUAGCCAAGUUACUAACAGUGGUCAGUGUUUUGUUGUACAGUUACACUCAGCAUUAACUGUAUGUCUGUGUAGCUUUUGUAGAUCAAACUAUUAUAAUGCAGUGUUAGUUGGCCCCACUUUAACCCAGCAAUUCAUCAACAUAAUCAUUAUUUUAACAUUCGGUGGUAAAUAAAGUACAAAAAAAUAAGAGGGAGAGAAUGUAACACUCCAGUUCCACUUUAACGGCACCUUUUUAUAACUCUAAUCCUUUGAUAAUUUGAAUACUAUGAGCAUAUUUUAUGUUUAGAAGUUACAAGGACUAGUAUUAUUACACCAACUGUGUUCAUAUUUUCUAAAGGGAAGCUUUUCUUCAUUAUUAAAAGGGUAAAUGAAUUUCUCCAUGAAGAUAACCAACCACCUGUGAUGGAAAGGAAUAAUCAAAGUGCUGGGAUUUUUGUUUAUGUUUCGAUUUCUACUAAUUCUUUUUUUACCUGCAAAAGUUCUGUUCGCUUGUUUUAAUGUGCAUAAAUUAAAACUGCUUCAUAUACCUUA